Messenger RNA from Syzygium oleosum, 1422 nucleotides. Its product is annotated as ribulose-phosphate 3-epimerase, cytoplasmic isoform. NCBI's taxonomy places the organism in Eukaryota, Viridiplantae, Streptophyta, Magnoliopsida, Myrtales, Myrtaceae. Gene Ontology annotation, molecular function: D-ribulose-phosphate 3-epimerase activity; metal ion binding. The record is from RefSeq and is a predicted model, not a curated record. The transcript has 9 exons. Gene Ontology annotation, biological process: pentose-phosphate shunt, non-oxidative branch; pentose-phosphate shunt; carbohydrate metabolic process. Bases 343 to 903 code for a protein of 186 amino acids. Gene Ontology annotation, cellular component: cytosol.
UCUCCUUUUUCCACACCUGCCUGCCCUUCUUUCUGCCCCUCGCAAGGCGUCUGCUUUGUUCACGCAAGCUUUUCAGCUACCUUCCCCUCCCAAUCCACCACCACCAUCAUCAUCAUCAUCAUCAUCAUCAUCAGGGAGAGAGAGAGCGAGGAUGGGAGUGCCUGCGAAAAUAGCGCCGUCGAUGCUGUCGUCGGACUUCGCCAAUCUGGCCCCGGAAGCCCAGCGCAUGCUCGAUUGCGGCGCCGACUGGCUCCACAUGGACAUCAUGGAUGGGUAGGUUUCCACAGCCAGUUCAAUCUCGUUGCUGUUUAAUAGCCUUAUGAAGAGAUUUUAUGUCUGGCGAUGCACUUUGUCCCUAAUCUAACUAUAGGAGCUCCAGUCAUCAAGAGUUUGAGAAAGCACACCAAGGCUUAUUUGGAUUGCCAUCUUAUGGUCACCAAUCCUCUUGAUUAUGUUGAACCUUUGGGGGACGCCGGUGCUUCAGGUUUUACAUUUCAUGUUGAGGUGUCAAGAGAAAACUGGCCAGAACUUGUGAAGAAAAUCAAGUUAAAAGGCAUGAGGCCUGCUGUGGCUGUAAGACCUGGAACCCCUAUCGAAGAGGUCUACCCUCUGGUCGAAGGUGAAAAUCCUGUGGAGAUGGUCCUUGUCAUGACUGUAGAACCUGGGUUUGGUGGGCAAAAGUUCAUGCCAGAAACGAUGGAAAAGGUUCGUGUGCUGAGAACCAAAUACCCAUCACUUGACAUAGAGGUUGAUGGCGGUUUAGGACCUUCUACCAUUGAUAUGGCAGCUUCUGCGGGGGCAAACUGCAUUGUUGCUGGAAGUUCUGUGUUUGGAUCACCAGAGCCAGCACAGGUUAUACUUCUUAUGAGGAAGAGUGUCGAGGACGUGCAGAAUAGUAGUUGAUACUGGUGCAGUUCGGAUGCUUCGAGCAAAAUUCGGCCGAAACUGAACGCUCCAGCAAGCUCAAGCUUAUAGGCGUGGCCGUCCUGCACCUCACGAGCGCGAUAUUUUUGCCAAAGUGGGGUCGAAGCAUCACAUUAUUCGAAACAAACCAACUUCAUAAGACUAGUCAAUUAUCGCAAGAGCGGGUUUUUUAGCAUUUUAUGCUGGUCCUGCGCUUGGGUCGAAAACGAUACGGGAGAUCUGUCCUUCUGCUUUGACCACCUGAAACAUCGUCAAGGGUCACGUGGGCUUUCCUUGAUGGCGUUUGAUCUGAAACUUUUCGUAGUAUUUUUUUAGCGUUUUUCUUUCUGUACUCGCUCUUCUUUUAGGGCAAGGGUGCCUGAGUGCCCAGCAUGUGUUGUCACGUGCAUGUGACUCCUCCCUUUUAUUUCUUCCCUUGGGACUCGCGACUUUCGUUUUUGUACUCGCAUAUUUCUGGUAAAUUGUGGAGGAGAAAGCUCUUGGUAAGUCUUUCUAAAA